Molecule: messenger RNA, 1273 nt
Organism: Cuscuta campestris
Lineage: Eukaryota; Viridiplantae; Streptophyta; Magnoliopsida; Solanales; Convolvulaceae
Source: the annotation of a GenBank genome assembly
GAGAAAACAACGACCAACAUGAAAAUUAGAUCAAAACGUUUAAAUUUAUUUCGGCAUAAGAAAUUUACUUUUGUUCAAUUAACCAUCUAACUUUCUUUUUGGUCUAUUCCAAAUAAAUUGUCUCAUUUCUUUAUUUUUCUAAUAAAAUAAAGAAUCCACAAUCUCUUUUCACUUUACUCAAAUUUCAUCCGCUUUUAAUUUUUCAAUACUUUUUUAAAACUCCAUAAAAUCAAGUGGAAUUUUGUUGUUGGCUAAUUUUCCUUUAAAAUACCGAGGAGCAAGGGGCAGUACUCCCAUUCUGCGGAGAAUUGGAGGGCGGGUGGAAGAAAGAUGGGGAUUCGAUUCAUAUUAAUGGUGAACAAGCAAGGUCAGACUCGGCUUGCCCAGUACUACGAAUACCUCACCCUUGAAGAAAGGCGCGCCCUUGAAGGCGAAAUCGUUCGCAAAUGCCUCACUCGCAACGAACAACAGUGUUCUUUUGUGGAGCAUCGCAAUUACAAAGUCGUUUACAGGAGAUAUGCGUCGCUGUUUUUCCUGGUUGGAGUCGACAAUGAAGAAAAUGAGCUUGCCAUUUUGGAAUUCAUUCACCUGCUUGUGGAAACAAUGGAUCGUCAUUUUGGCAAUGUGUGUGAGUUGGACAUAAUGUUUCAUCUCGAGAAAACACACUUCAUGCUGGAGGAGAUGGUAAUGAAUGGGUGCAUUGUUGAGACCAGCAAGUCCAACAUUCUUACUCCCAUACAACUCAUGGAAAAAGCAUCAUAAGUAGGUAGUUUUGCAGUCUGGAACCAACCAAACAUCUUCAAUUAUCAUAUUGUUGAAUUGCCUUUGCUUUGUUUCAAUGAUCAUCUUCUUAAGGUAUUUUGUACUUGUUAAACGCUUCAAAUGUUUAUGUAGACAAUCCAAAUCACAUAAAGAAUAAACAGAAGAAUUGGUUGCCCAUUAUGCAAUAUCACAUGAUUCAAUAAAAGCACAUUUUUUUUAUAUAGACAAACAGAAUGUGAGUGUCAUGAGAUGGCAGCAGGACUUCCAUCUUUCCUGGAAUCACUCACAGCAGUGAGCAUGCCAUGGAACGUUUGGUUGCCCAGCACUUUCCCAGAUUUUGGCAGGCUUUGAACAACAAAUUGGCAGAUUGUUCCUCCAUUUUGUGCCUCUAGCUGAUGACCCCUUUCUUCCAAGAAAUGCUUUCUUUCAUCCGAAAGCUCAAUGUGAUCGCCGUCUAUGACAGUCCAGUUCUCAUACAACACUACAUUUGGAAUAAGCUGCAGAGAACAAC